This is a messenger RNA of Prunus armeniaca (apricot), 1212 nucleotides long. Lineage: Eukaryota; Viridiplantae; Streptophyta; Magnoliopsida; Rosales; Rosaceae. The record is from the annotation of a GenBank genome assembly.
AUGAAGGGUGAGAUUGAAGUUAGAGAGGUUUCGAAUGAGUCGCUGGUUGCGUUCAGCACAUCAGUACCGAACGCGACAGGUAAAUUCGGUGGGAUGCCACCGAAACGUUGCACCAUUUUCGAUAGGGUUCGACCGGUCAGCAACGUAAUAUUCGGUGGAGAUCCACCGUCAGAUGGAACUAACUUAUUGCCGACCACAAAUUUAAUCCAAGCUAUUUUGAUCUUACUUCCAUUGAAGGAACAAAAACAAGGUGACGCCCCUACUGAAGGCAACAAUGUGGGAAUAGAAUGUGUAAUGGACUAUAGUGAUCAAUUCACAACUUAUUCGAUAUUCAAUAAUAGAGAUGCAUUACUUCGAUGGGCUCGUGAACAAGGAAAAUUGAAUAAUAUUGUCAUUGUAAUUAAAAGGUCUAAUUAUGGAGGUGAUGGCAAGAGGAGACCUCGUGUAAUACUUGCUUGUGAGAGGAACGGUAACUAUAAGUCUUGCAAGUAUAGUGAGACAACUGAUAUAAGGUCGGAUGCAAAUAGUGAUAUGAAAAAAUGUGCUAGGGACACUGGUACCAAGAAAUGUGGAUGCCCAUUCUUGUUAAAAGGUGUCAAUAUUGGUGAUGGGGAUGAUUGGAAGUUGGAGGUGGUUUGUGGAGUACACAACCAUCCUAUUUCAGAGUAUCUUCAAGGUCAUUCAUUUGUGAGGCAACUUACUGAAGAGGAGAAUGCCUUGUUGGUGGACAUAUCUAAGAGUUUGGUAAAACCCAGAGAUAUUUUGGUCACCAUUAAAGAUAGAGAUGCAAUGAAUGUUUCAACUAUGAAGACAAUAUACAAUGCUAGGAUCCGAAAUAUAACCAAAGAAUUUGCUGGGAGAACCCAAAUGAAACAAUUGCUUAUUAAGUUAUCCGAACACAAUUAUAUUGAGUGGCAUAGGACAUCUGGUGAUAUUGUAACUGACCUGUUUUGGACACACCCCACUAAUAUUGAUAUUGUGCGUGCAUUUCCACAUGGUUUGCUGGAGGCGAUGGCAAAGGGCUUCUUCGAUGGUUCUGCGAUGGAGGUUGGUGUAAAUGGGAUGGGGUGUGCGAUGGGGUGUGUCUGCAAGAGGAGAGAAUUUUUGGUGGGGUGGGGCUGGAUAUCAGAUAGGGUGGGGUUUGAUUUCAGAUGGGGUGUGGCUGAAAGGGAAGGGGGUUUUCGGUGGGUGGUUAGGGAAUGGGGUUUAUGA